Molecule: messenger RNA, 2838 nt
Organism: Chanos chanos (milkfish)
Lineage: Eukaryota; Metazoa; Chordata; Actinopteri; Gonorynchiformes; Chanidae
Gene: sh2d3ca
Product: SH2 domain containing 3Ca
Exons: 12
Coding region: 1-2838 (945 amino acids)
Biological process (GO): positive regulation of peptidyl-serine phosphorylation; small GTPase-mediated signal transduction
Molecular function (GO): phosphotyrosine residue binding; guanyl-nucleotide exchange factor activity
Source: RefSeq, a predicted model, not a curated record
AUGCUCAAACGCAAACUGAGCUUCAAGUGGUUUGGGAGCCUUAGCAACCUCUCCUUUCGACGAAAUUCAGACAAGUCAAAGGAUCAUGGCAGUACAGACAUGCCCCCAGUCAAUGAAACUUCCAUUGACGACAUGGACAUGCGCCCACGGUGUUCCAGUUAUGUUCGCUCCAGUGAAAUGUACACCCACAUGGGCACCAUGCCCCGUCCACACCAUAAAAAGAAGGAGAAAAGCACAAAAGGAUCACGUAAGGCCAAAGGCAAGACAGGCUUGAGUCGCAGUGAGAGUCAGAGGCCAGCAGGAGACUACGUCUGCGAUUCGCCGCUCCUCAGUGCUUUGUCCUCUGGGGGUCUGCCAGCCUUGGUGAGGACCACUGAUGAAGCUGAGCCAAAUGUUCCGGCUGGUGAUACCAAGCCUGAGACUAGUGAAGGGAUCCAGUCUGUCUCUGGAACAACGCUGGACUCUGGACUCACCACUGAUCAGAAUGUGUCACAACAGGUACCUUCUCCACACCCAGCAUCUCUGACAGCGACCACAGAUAAGUUACCUAUAGAUCAGGAAGAGUCAGGUUCAGGUUCCUCAGGAGGACAAGACUCUUUACAACCAAACCUGACAGUGGUGAAAGAGUGUCCUGAUAAACCAGUACUGCCAAGGAAGGGACAUGAUGCUAAAAGUCUCUCCAUAUGUGCUGGAGAGCCCGGGGCAAACUCUAGCCUCCAGCUUGAGCAAACGUUCAGCGGUCUGAAGGAGCGGGAUCUGGGUGAGGCAUCAAAAAUACAGGAAGAGAAACCUGAGGGAAGCUUGGGGAAAGUCCCUGAGGAGGAUGAAGAACCAAAGAGUCACACAGACAACGCUGAUAGCCAGGGAGAAUAUGUAGAGUUCUCCAAGGAGAAAUACCUACUGGAGUCUCCUCCUGAGAAACUGCGUAAGGAGCUGGAGGAGGAGCUCAAACUCAGCAGCAGUGACUUGAGGAGCCAUGGCUGGUACCAUGGUCACAUCCCUCAAGAGGUAUCAGAGACACUGGUGGUACGUAAUGGUGACUUCCUAAUCCAUGACUCUCUGACGAGCGUGGGUGACUAUGUACUAACAUGCCGAUGGCAGCAGGAGGCGCUACACUGUCCCAUUAGUAAAGUGCUGGUGAAGAGCGGUCAGUCUAAGGUGCAGUACCUACUGGAGCAUCAGAGCUUUGAUUCACUCCCCGCUCUGGUGCACUUUCACCUGGGUACGCGCCAGCCGGUUUGCCAGCAGAGUGGAGCUCAGAUCUGCUGCCCGGUGAACCGUACCUUGCCUCUGCGCUAUCUAGAAGCCACUUUUGCCCUGGCCCAUGGCAGACCGGGACUGGUCCACUCACCAUCCAGCCCCAGAGGAGCUCACAUCAAGAGACGCAGUGUCACCAUGACGGACGGACUCACCACAGAAAAGAUAAUCCCACACAGCCCCUCCACUAUUCACCACAAGGAGGCAAUGAGGAACUGUGCCCUGAGCAUGGAUCAGAUACAGGAGUUCCGCUGUCCUCUGUCCCCAGUGGGCGAGGCUCCCGCCUCCCCUGCCUACAGCUCCAUCUCCAGACACAGACACGGCUCUGGAGGGCGCGUCCUGGCUGUAGUCCCGCCCUCUCCAGUCAUGCGUCGCUCUAGUGAGCCCCAAGUCAGCCCUUCUGCCUCCAAUAACAAUCUCCCUUGCUCAGACCUGCCCCCCAGCGCCCACUCUUCUCCUGCCCAUCAUGGCUACCCAUCAGAGGGCUCUGAACCUGGGGGUAGUUACUGUGAGCUUAGACCUGGCCUGGCUCCAGUCCCACCCUGUAAGAGCUACGUGGAGAGGCUGAGGGUGGAGGAAGCCCGUCAGGCAGGUCCUGGGGCUCAGGAAGGAGGAGAGACCUUCACACCACCCAUGAUGGAGACAAGUUCAUCUUUUAGACCAGGGAAGUACCAGUCUCCACUGUUGCCUGCAGAGAAUAAACCUCUGGAGAUGAGUGUACUGAAGAGAGUAAAGGAGCUGCUGGCCGAGGUGGACCCCAAGACUGCUGCUAAGCAUAUUACCAGGGCUGACUGCAUGGUUGCUAGGAUACUGGGUGUUACCAAGGAGAUGCAAAGGAUGAUGGGAGUAGGUUCUGGACUGGAGUUGCUGACUCUUCCACAUGGUCACCAGCUGAGGCUGGAUUUACUGGAGAGGUACUACACCAUGUCUAUAAUGAUGGCAGUGGAUUUGCUGGGCUGUACUGGUAGCACAGAGGAGAGAGCAGCUCUGUUGCAUAAGACCAUCCAGCUGGCGGCUGAACUCAAAAGCAACCUUGGCAACAUGUUUGGAUUCGCCGCAGUAAUGAGAGCCCUGGAGUUGCCUCAGAUCUCUCGGUUGGAGCAGACCUGGAUGGCGUUGCGUCAGAGACACACAGAGGGCGCUAUCCUCUACGAGAAGAAACUCAAACCUUUUAUGAAGGCUAUGAAUGACGGCAAAGAGAGCUGUGCAUUAUCCAACACGUCUUUCCCUCACGUGGUGCCGCUCUUGUCCCUGCUGGAGCGGGGCGUGGCUGUAGGGGAAGUGCUGGAGCCCUGGGAGAGUGUGGAGUCCGGGGUCGACGUGGUGAUGAGUCACCUAGAGGCUGCCCGUACCAUCGCCCACCAGGGGGGUCUUUACCGUACCAACGCAGAGACCAAGUUACAGGACUUCCAGGAGAGGGAGGACGUGUCCGAGAUUUUCUGCACCGAGUUCCAGAUGAGGCUGCUGUGGGGCAGUCGCGGCUCGGAGGGCAGCCAGGCCGAACGUUACGAAAAGUUCGAUAAGGUCCUGACCGCGCUUUCCCACAAACUAGAGCCCCCGGUACGCCACAGUGAGUUAUAG